AGGUUGAUGCUAUGGAAGGCCUGGGACAAACAGCACUGCACCUAGCGGUGUUCUAUGCUUGGCACGAUGGUGUAGAGACAUUACUAAAGCACGGGGCCUCUCCCAAUACCUUGUGUGAGCCUCCACCUGGGGUGAAGGGACUGAGGAUUGAGACGCCUAUGCACUCGGCAGUGCGUCGCGGAGACCUCCCUUCUACAAUCCUCCUGCUUCAGCACCGUCCGGAUCUUGCACAGAGAGACAGUGACCUGCGUUCUGUCCUCCACUUGGCAGCCUCUUCCCGCAGCCUUGAGAUUAUGCGCCAAAUUCUGAAAGAAAAACAAGUGAGAGAAGUGAUUAAGAGUAAAGAAAGUAAAGGGAACAGCGUCCUGCACAUGGCCCUCAUGACCGAAUGUGACGCUGUCUGCGAGACAACAAUACAUGACCUUGUGAAAGAAUUAGUGCACGUUGGGGCAGACAUAAAUGACGUCAACCUUCAGGGUGAGAGUCCACUCUUCUUUGCUGCCCAGCAUCGUCUGUCCCGCGUGGUAGAGACUUUGAUAGACUUCGGAGCUGACGUUACCGUGAUGACACGCAACGGGCAGUCCCUGCUGCACGCUGCUUGUCUCCAGGGUUGUGCCACCAGUCUUGGUCACAUCUUAAAAACUGGUAAAGUACAAGAUCUGGUCAUAAAUUGCGACAACGACGGCUACGCACCUUUCCAUUACGCAGUGCAGAGCGGCUCCAUCGACUGCUGUGAGUUGCUGCUGACCAACGGUGACCACUUGACGCGAAUGAAUAAGGAUGGAUUGACGCGCUGCUCAGUCAUCUUGAGGCAGCUUCCCUCUGCGACACAGCUCCUCACGCGGCUGUUUGACAAUCACGUUCGCCUUUCCAACGUACCUCACCAUGAUCCAAACUUUCGCGUAACUUUUGAUUAUUCAGUUAUAACUUUAGAAGAAGGUAUCCAGAGCUCAUUGAUAUCAGAACUGUCCUCCUCUCGCGUCGAGGCUCUACUUAAACACCCUUUGCUUGAGAGUUUUCUUUUCUUGAAGUGGAACAGAAUUAAGCCCUUCUUCUACUGCACCGUAUUUUUCUAUCUCCUGUUCUUGCUUCUUCAUACCACAUUUAUUGUCAUGACAUUUGGCAGGAAAUCUUGGGUUUGGCAGGGAAACGCCAAUUCCUACACUGUAUUCUUAGUCCUACAUAUCAUUAUGUUCCUGUUAAUAAUGUUCCCAGACCUUGUCAUUAUGUUUGCAAACCUUAAGAAGUAUCUGUAUCAGUGGGAAACUUACACAAAGAUUAUCGCUCUCACUAGUUCUGCUUUUGUAGUGUUUAGUUGUUUCCCAUUCUUCAAACAUAUCGAUUUUCUGCCAUCACAGGACCAAAGUAUGAACAACUCAUGGGAGAACAGUUCAGAGCCAUCUACUGACGACAUGAUGGAAACGAUGGUGAGUCCGAAGGUGGUGCGUUACGCUGCGGCAAUCUCAGCGUUCUUCAGCUGGGUUGAAUUCAUGAUGCUCCUAGGUCGCUUCCCGUCACUGGGAAGCUAUGUUCUCAUGUUCACUCGUGUCGCUCGUGCCAUCAUCAAGUUUUUAGCAGCGUUCUCCAGUCUUAUAAUUGGCUUUAGCGUGAGUUUUCUCGUGCUGUUUUCAAAAAAGGAUGAGUUCGGUACGUUGCCUCUAAGUUUCACCAAGACUCUCAUGAUGAUGAUUGGAGAAAUCGACUUCAGCAAUCUAAUCCAUGAUCUGGACUUUCUCAGCGGCGUGUUCCUUGUAGUGUUCCUCUUCCUGGUGUGCAUUCUCAUGACCAAUCUUUUGAUCGGUCUGGCUGUCAACGAUCUUCCUGACCUCCAGCGGCAGGGUAAGAUCCGAAGGUUGUCCAAGCAGGUGUCGUACUUAGUGUCUUAUGAACGGCUGAUGGUGGUGGCGCGUAGCCUAUUCUGCUUCCCUCAUCAGUUGCGUAUUCUUUUGACUCAUCGCUGCAAAAUUCCACAAUCAGUUGAUGUGUUCCCCAACAAAAGCAAUGGCUACAGAGUUUCUCGGAAGAGUAGUCACUACCCAAUUCCCACCGAGACGCUGCAGGAGGCAAUCAUACUGGGAAACGAUGACUCUAAAAUAGACUUUAACUCCAUGGAGGAGGAAGACACCCUUUCAAUGCAAUUCAGAUCAUUCAAAAUCAAAUAUGAUCGUGACCGCCGCCAGUUGCAGCGCCGCCUGACACAGUUGCCGGACACAAUCACCACGGAAACUAUGCUGAAAGAGCGCUUGGAUCGAAUGGAGCAGAUGAUCCAAUACCAGAUACUCAAUCUGUCUCUGCAACUCCAGAAGCAUCAUUUUGUGUGUACCAACUGCCAACAACUUUUGCCUGAUACUCGGACUCAGAAAGGCCAGUGGCAGACGGUAAUCCCAAAAAACUUCCAGGUCAUUAAUGCAACACAGAGUUGUCCUGUUCAGCAAUCUGAUAAUAAUUGGUUUCCAGCCCAGGCCGCGCAACCGCUGUCAGCAACGCGCAAUGUACCACAAGCCAUCUCUGGCAAUAUGAGACUUCAAACUCCAUUACACCAACACCCUUCCAUGUAUAAGAAGCAAACGUAGUCUCUCUCUCUCUCUCUCUCUCUCUCUCUCUCUCUCUCUCUCUCUGACAAAGCUUGGCACAAACGUACAUUACUACUCUAGUUUCAUCAUCGUUCCUCUCACAGACUGAGCGACCAGUCUUCCUAAAGUAAAUGGUACAAACGUAAUGUGUUAUAAGAAACCAAACACUCCAUCAUGGCUUAGCUGACCACCAUCGCACCGCCAUGGCAUUUCGUGUAAGGCUCUGGAUAUUAUUAUUUAUUGUAUAUGUUAUAUCUUAUUGUAUCCUAUUUCUGGCUGUAUUUGUUUUUGCUUUGUUGAAGUCAUAUUUUUAUACCAUAAUUUUUAUCCAGUGAACAUCACAAUACAUUAAACUUA
This is a messenger RNA of Portunus trituberculatus (swimming crab), 2930 nucleotides long. RefSeq names its product transient receptor potential channel pyrexia-like. The record is from RefSeq and is a predicted model, not a curated record. Gene Ontology annotation, cellular component: membrane. Lineage: Eukaryota; Metazoa; Arthropoda; Malacostraca; Decapoda; Portunidae. Gene Ontology annotation, biological process: monoatomic ion transport; proteolysis; transmembrane transport. Gene Ontology annotation, molecular function: aspartic-type endopeptidase activity; monoatomic ion channel activity; protein binding.